CUUGCAGGCACCACCCGUUGGCUGAACUGUGCUUAUCCGCACGUGGACGCCCCGUCUGGCAGACAAGAAGGACCGAAUUUCUCACAUUUCUCACUCCCCCGCAAAACUGCACGUGGUCGUGGGUCGUACACUUGCAGCCGCUGCGGCAAGUCCUUUACAAGGCGAGGCAGCCUGAAAAAUCACAUCCGCAUCCACACCGGCGAGAGGCCGUAUCAUUGCCACCUGUGCCCCCAGGCGUUCACGGAGAAAGGGAACCUCGUGCGUCACAUCCGGACGCACACGGCGGAGAGGCCAUUCCAGUGCCGCCUCUGCCCCAUGACUUUCGCACGCGAGUUUAUUCUGGUCGUGCACUUCCGCAACCACACCGGCGAGAGACCUUUCCGUUGCCAGCUCUGCCCCAUGACCUUCACGCAAAAGAGGAUCCUCGAGGGCCACAUUCGAACCCACACGGGCGAGAAGCCGUUUAAGUGUCGCUUUUGCUCAAAGGUGUUCACGCAUAAGUGGCAGAUGAAGAAGCAUGAGGAAAUCCAUUCCAGCAGUGCGUCGAGUGUGAGUGCUCAUUCGCAAUACUCGACUGGUCUGGGCUAGGAGCGAGUUGUGGGCUGAAGGACUCGGACCCACUUCUCGGCUAUAAGUGAUCAGUGCAGUCGGAUGUGAAUGGGAAUGCUGGAUAGUGUGGGCCAGUGGCAGUGAACAUACGAGCGCGUAGCUGAAUAAAAUUGCACUG
Rhipicephalus sanguineus (brown dog tick) is the source of this 727-nucleotide messenger RNA. Its product is annotated as gastrula zinc finger protein XlCGF7.1-like. The annotation marks the transcript as partial. Lineage: Eukaryota; Metazoa; Arthropoda; Arachnida; Ixodida; Ixodidae. Gene Ontology annotation, cellular component: nucleus. The record is from RefSeq and is a predicted model, not a curated record. Gene Ontology annotation, biological process: regulation of transcription by RNA polymerase II. The transcript has 2 exons. Gene Ontology annotation, molecular function: DNA-binding transcription factor activity, RNA polymerase II-specific; RNA polymerase II cis-regulatory region sequence-specific DNA binding.